Molecule: messenger RNA, 2986 nt
Organism: Cinara cedri
Lineage: Eukaryota; Metazoa; Arthropoda; Insecta; Hemiptera; Aphididae
Source: the annotation of a GenBank genome assembly
AUGUCUGCAGGUCAUAGAAAUAGCAAGGCGUUUAUAACGCAUGACGGGUUGAUGGGCGUCAUGGAGGCCGUGCACUUUGGAGUAUCGAUGAUAGGCAUACCGGUGUUCGGCGAUCAGCAGUCUAAUAUCGCCAACUGUGUCGAAAAGGGCAUAGCCAUCGAAUUAGAUCAUCGACAGGUUACUGUACAAAAAUUGAUCAAAAGCAUACAAGCCAUCAUCAUAGACAGCAGGUAUAAAAACCAUACAAUACCCUGUAGAAAAUGACAAAAGUACCUAGUACCUACCUACAUAGUUUAUCACUGUGUUUAGUUCUUAUCGGUGGCAAACUGUACUGUAAGUCGGAUAACAUAGGUGCAAAUAGACCAUCAACUUUGGGGGUGCUAAAAUUAUGGACAUAUCAAAGACCCAUGGGAGCUACGCUCCCACAAUCUCCUUUGAACAACUUUUACAAUAGUCAACUUUCAUGUACAAUUUUAUAUUGUAAGUGUAGCGAAGAAUGUAUUGGUUUUACAAAGAUGUUUAUUUUUUUUUUUUUAUGUAAACACUUAUGUGAAAUUUUCUUGGCGUAACACUUUUUAAUAUUUUGAUUUUCCCGGCAAUUUUCUCAAUAAAAGGGAAGAAGUGAGAAAAACGGGAAGAUAUGAUUUUCUUUUUCUGUGGACAACUUUUCUACCAACAAUUUUACUCCGAUUUACAAUAAUAGCAUUUUUUCUAAAUUUAAAUGUAACUAGGGAGGUCCUUUAAAGAGGUCAUUUUUCGAUUUUCUCAAGAAUUUUCCCAAAAAUUUUGAAAAACCGGGAAAACCAUAGGAAAAUCAGGAAAAUCAGUACAAUAUUAAACAAAUAGGUAUAUUAUUAAAAAAAAUAUACCAUGUCUAUUUAAUUAUUUUAUCAUAAUAUGACAUAUAUAUUGUUGACAAAGCAUCUCUAUCAACUGAACUCUGCUCAGAAUUUGUUUUGAAUCUACAAUUUGGUUGAUGUUAAAAAUAGCAAUUUUAAAUGAUUUAAAAAAAUAAUUCCAUUACUCUCAGAUUUUUUUUUCUGUGCACAAAAUAAAUAAAAUUUAUAAUGAAAAUAAUAUGUUCAAACAUUAUUUAUGAGCCAAAAUAAUUGAAUCCACAUAAAAUUUCACAAACUAAAAAUACUCGAUAAUUUAAAAUGUCUCUAGAAAAGACUAUAAAAAAAAUCACACAUAGUGAAAUUGGUAAAGUAUAAAUAUUAAAUAAAUAAAUAAAUAUAAAACACACCAUCAAUCCUCUUUGGCGACCAAAUAUUAGUAUGCGAUCAACUCCAGGUCCCGUAUCACAAAUGAACCAUUGCUUACAAAAAAAACGAUUCUGAGCAGAGUUCAAUUGAUAGUGAUGCUUCGUCAACAAUGUAUAUGUCAGUUAGUAGUAACAUAAGUAAAUAGGCUUUAUAUAUUUCCUGUCAUAUAGACGUUAUCGCAGUUAUUUUUGGAUUUAUCUAGUUUAUUUGCUGUUAUUUUGUACAAUGUUUGAUACAAAAAAAAAACAGUAAAUAGCGGUUGUCGACUUUUAAACGAUAAGUAUUGGUGCAUACGCUUUUGGAAAUGGUUGAAUAUUCAACUCUAUAUACAGGAUUACAGGCUGUCUCACGAAGAUAUACCCCUUGAAUAUCGCUGGAGAUAAUAAAGAUAAUCAAAUUCUACAUUUUUUUAUAUUACUUACAGGGAAGAGAAUUACAAAUAUUCAUAUUUGAACUAUUUAAUUAUUAAAUAACUUUUUAUUUUAUUAUUUUCGAAGAAUUUUAAGAUAGCCAUUCUGUAAAGAUUAUUUUUCUAAAAAUUGUAAUGUAUCACAUAUUUAUAUUGAAUAGUUUAGUUUAGUUUAUGAUGAAUAAUUGAGUAACAACCAUUUUAAAUUCUACUAAUCCGUGUUAUACGAUAACAUCGAGUUUCAUAAAAUUGUGAUACAUUAAAAUUUUCAUAAAAAAAAUCGUUUAGAAUGGGUAUCUUAAAAUUUUCCGAAAAUAAUAAAAUAAAGUUAUUUAAAAGUUCUCAAUUUUGAGAUGUCACUAUAUAAGUAUAUCAUAUUUUUAAAUUGACUUAAUAACUUAUGAAGUCAUUAAGUUAAAAGUAAUUUUGUUAAAAUAAUUAAAAUUAAAUUAUUUUCUAGAUGACAACAAACUUUUAUCUAAGAACUAAUGCGGAUUUAAACCAAGUAUAGGCAUUGAUGACUCAAUUAAUUUAUAACAAACUAGAUAACAGUAAUAAGGUGAUGGAAAAGGCUGUCAAUCAUAAAAUUUUAUUACCAAAUUUCGGUAUUAAAAAUCUUAGCUUAAAUCUAUCAUACAGAAAACAAAUGAUAAGAAUUUAUUAGUGACAUAACUGGUCAGGAAAGUAUUUGUUUUAUUUUUAUUUUUAAUACCAAAUGGUUACUGGGCCACACUAAGAGGAACUCGUGUAAAGACCUAAGGUUAUCUUUUAUCAAUCAUUUCAAAAAUUCUUAGAACACAGUAAACCACCUAGCGAAAUUUACAUAAAACCAUGAAUAAUUUACAUUAUCAUAAAUUAGCAGCUGGACUAGAUAAACGAAAUUGUUGAAUCAUAAAUCAAAUAAUAUAUUCUGAAUUCAAAGAUUCUAAUAUAGUACUAAUUAUCUGUUAUAAAACAUUAACUAAUACAAGAACAACUGAUACGUGGAAAACACGAGAAUAUGAAAAAAUGAUAAAUUUAAUAAAUGACCAUUCUUUUACAAAAUAAAUAAGGAAGUUAAUAACAUUAACAAUAUCCAUGCAUAUAAUGAAAAAAUUAAGAUAUAACAAUUUUCCUACUAUUAAUACAACAAUUAACAAUUAAAACAAUAAUGAAUUAGAACUACAUCCAUAUAUAAUGGAUCCAUAAUACUAACAAUAAUAAAAAUAAUGAAAUAUUUUUAUUAUGUUUUUAAUAAUUUAGCAACUACAAACCCGGCGAAAAUGUUCAUGGAGACGAUAUUGUGGUCUCUAUGCCCUAUGUAAUGCUUUAA